Asparagus officinalis (garden asparagus) is the source of this 1122-nucleotide messenger RNA. RefSeq names its product short-chain dehydrogenase/reductase 2b-like. The transcript has 4 exons. The record is from RefSeq and is a predicted model, not a curated record. Lineage: Eukaryota; Viridiplantae; Streptophyta; Magnoliopsida; Asparagales; Asparagaceae. The coding region runs from base 20 to 946 and encodes 308 amino acids. Gene Ontology annotation, cellular component: membrane.
AGAGAAAUCACACACUCAGAUGGAAAAUAUCUCCGAUCCACCAAAAACCUCUGAUAUCUGCGCGCUGAUCACAGGAGCCAACAAAGGGAUUGGCUUCUCAAUUGCUCGUCAGCUUGCUCAAAAGGGCAUCACCGUGAUCCUAACCGCAAGAAGUGAGAAGCUUGGGGUAAACGCAGUUGAAGUUCUUCAACAAGAGCUUGGAGUUUCAAAUAUCACCUUCCAUCAACUUGAUGUUCAAGAUCCCCUCAGCGUUGCCAGAUUAGCGCAGUUCGUCAAAGAAUGUUUUCAGAGGCUCGAUAUCUUGGUGAACAAUGCGGGUGCUUUAGGCGCUUCGGUUGAUGAGGAACGACUGAAAGCCCUUAAUAUCUCCUCUGAGAUGUGGAUCUCUGGCAAGGCCGCGAGCCUAAUUCCAGGAGUGCUUCAGCAGACGUACGACGAUGCGGUGACGUGCGUCGAUACAAAUUAUUAUGGGUGCAAGAGAGUCACAGAAGCUCUCCUUCCUCUUCUUCAGAGCUCUAAUUUGGGUGCGAGGAUUGUCAAUCUCACCUCUGAGAGGUCUUUGCUGAAGGCAAUCCCAGGUGAAAGCAUCAGACAAGAACUCGGGGACAUCGACAACCUGGACGAAGCAAAAAUAGACCAGCUCCUGCAGAAAUUUAUGCAGGACUUCAAAGAAGAGAGGCUAAAAUCCCAAGGGUGGACGACGCUUGUGCCAGCGUACAACGUAUCGAAGGCGGCGCUCAAUGCGUACACAAGGGUUUUGGCGAGAAGACAUGCGAAGAUAUACAUAAACUGUGUUCAUCCAGGCUAUGUGAAGACUGAUAUCAAUUGGAAUUCUGGGGUUGUAAGCCCUGAAGAGGGAGCCAGAGGUCCUGUGAUGUUGGCCUUGAUGCCUGAUGGAGGUCCCUCAGGAUGCUACUUUGAGCAGACUAAUAUGGUAGGGUUUUAAUGGAGCUUGAAAGACUUAACUAUUGAUCAGGGAUUUUAUAUGUUUAGUACUUAGAGAAGCUUCAGAGGUUUGUUUUCUUUUUUUUUCAUUUAGGGAGGUACGUUAUGUUUGGAUCUUUGUUGUUUGUGGAGUUAAUUUAUCUGGUUAGUAUUUAUUCGUCUAAAUACUCGGCCAUA